Ailuropoda melanoleuca (giant panda) is the source of this 470-nucleotide messenger RNA. RefSeq names its product gamma-aminobutyric acid receptor subunit rho-1-like. NCBI's taxonomy places the organism in Eukaryota, Metazoa, Chordata, Mammalia, Carnivora, Ursidae. The record is from RefSeq and is a predicted model, not a curated record. Gene Ontology annotation, cellular component: membrane. The annotation marks the transcript as partial. The transcript has 2 exons. Gene Ontology annotation, biological process: monoatomic ion transmembrane transport. Gene Ontology annotation, molecular function: transmembrane signaling receptor activity; monoatomic ion channel activity.
ACCACCGUGCUGACCAUGUCCACCAUCAUCACGGGCGUGAACGCCUCCAUGCCCCGCGUCUCCUACAUCAAGGCGGUGGACAUCUACCUCUGGGUCAGCUUCGUGUUCGUGUUCCUGUCGGUGCUGGAGUACGCCGCCGUCAACUACCUGACCACCGUGCAGGAGCGCAAGGAGCGCAAGCUGCGCGAGAAGCUUCCCUGCACCUGUGGACUACCCCAGGCUCGCGGGGUCAUGCUGGAUGGCAGCUACAGCGACGGGGACGUUAAUGACCUGGGCAACUACACACCAGAGAACGGAGAGAAGCCGGACAAGAUGAUGGUGCAGCUGACCUUGGCCUCGGAGAGGAGCUCCCCGCAGAGGGAAAGUCAGAGGGGCAGCCACGUGAGCGUGAGGAUUGACACCCAUGCCAUUGAUAAAUACUCCAGGAUGAUUUUUCCAGCGGCGUACAUUUUAUUCAAUUUAAUAUACUG